Prosopis cineraria is the source of this 2790-nucleotide messenger RNA. RefSeq names its product basic leucine zipper 23-like. The record is from RefSeq and is a predicted model, not a curated record. Lineage: Eukaryota; Viridiplantae; Streptophyta; Magnoliopsida; Fabales; Fabaceae. The transcript is spliced from 3 exons. Bases 687 to 1502 code for a protein of 271 amino acids. Gene Ontology annotation, molecular function: DNA-binding transcription factor activity, RNA polymerase II-specific; RNA polymerase II cis-regulatory region sequence-specific DNA binding. Gene Ontology annotation, biological process: regulation of transcription by RNA polymerase II; DNA-templated transcription.
GAUUUGCUUUUGGAAAUUUACUUCCAAAGCGUUUGUCAACCAUAUUUCAAAAAUCAUUUUACUCAUUUAAAAAGUUUUCAAACAACUUUUAACAUUUGAAAGGAUUAAUGCCCCUUACCCAAACGUGCCCAGUCUAAAAGAUAUGGAAUUUUUCAUUCGGCACAUGGACCCACUAUCUGCAGAUUUUCAGAGACCACCAUGAUGCCUGAGAGCUCCUGCUUUUUUAUAGCAGAGGCGAAAUUUUAGUAUUUUAUUAAGCCCCGGAAACCAGAAUUUAACUUUGAUUUCCUAUCGUCGAAAAAGCAAGCUCUGUGAAUUCUGAAUAGUGAAAAUGGCCCCUUUUUUUUUUGUGAAUACUUACAAAACUAAUCAUUUUGAGUAAUCCACACCUUUAAUCCGAAGUCUGACCCUGAGAGGGAGACAGACCCGAAAGAAACAGAAAUCUGUGGAAUCUCUGAACGAUUCGAUUGGCUCUGGUGCGUCAAUUUUUGCUCUAUUUUCUGCAGAAUGUGGCCAUUUUUUUCUUAGGGUUUCGCUUGCCGCUCUUCCUCGCGCCACCACUAGCUUCCUCCUCUUAAGUAUAGAACGAAUUGAACACCAGCUUCUGAUCUCUGUGGAAACCAAAACAAUAAAUCUCAUUUUUCUGGCUAGGUCCGCCAUCUCUAUACCAAUUUGGGAAAUUCCUAAUGGAUGACGGUGAGCUUGAUUUCCGAAACCAGCAAACGUUCUGCGGUCCAAACAUGGAAGAACUUCAGAGCACUUGCUCAAUGGAUAGUUUCUUCGAAGAGCUUUUAAAUGACACACAUGCGUGCACGCACACUCACACUUGCAACCCUCCUGGCCCUGAUAAUUCACAUACCCACACUUGUUAUCAUGUGCACACCAAAAUUGUUCCAGCACCUUCUGAAGAAAAGGUUGGCACUGAUGAGAGUACUGGUACAGAAUCUGCAGAAAAGAGGCCAAAAAAACGUCCUUUAGGUAACCGCGAAGCAGUUCGCAAAUAUCGUGAGAAGAAGAAAGCCCGAGCUGCAUCUUUGGAGGAUGAGGUUGUAAAAUUGAGAGCUUUGAAUCAACAUUUGUUGAAGAGGUUACAAGGUCAGUCUGCUUUAGAGGCUGAAAUUGCAAGGCUAAAGUGCUUGCUAGUUGACAUUCGAGGAAGGAUUGAUGGGGAGAUCGGAUCAUUUCCGUAUCAGAAAUCAAUUAAUUUGAACGUGCCAACUACACCCUCGCCUGGUUCCUAUUUGAUGAAUCCUUGCAAUGUGCAAUGUGGUGAUCAGGUCUAUUGUCUUCAUCCUGCAGCAGAUGGCAAGAAUACAGAACAUUUAUCAACUAACGAACAAGGAUUGAGUGGUUGUGAAUUUGAAAGCAUUCCCUGCCCAGCAAACCUGAAUUUGGGCCUCAAGGAUCUUUCUGGCUGUGGAGUUGGACAGGAAGUAUCUAACAUCAAUUCUUCUACAGCAAAUAAAAGAAAAGGGCGAACUCGAGCAGCAAUGGCUAGUUGAACUGGCAAUGAUAUGGCUGUGAUGGUUUUCAUCAUCCUCAUGGUACAUGGUUUAUUCCAAUAAGUUGUUGCCAAUUGCAGCAUCAGCUAUCCACCAGGUCAUUUUGUAGUUCUGAUCUUUGCUUAGGAAAAUUCAUUUCUUUCUUUUUGACCCACCCACAGCUGGGUUACUGGGGUUGGGAUGACCGUUCUAUAACGUUUGAUCAAACUUUGCUGGUUACAAUAGUGCAUGGGUAGCCAGCAGAGCCUAUGGCUGAUACACUUGGCCUUGUGAUCAUACGUGGACUUAUUUGAGUUGUUGCAAGAGGCCAUCUAAAUGAAUGUUGCUCAACAAAUUUGUCGCUGCUGAACUACAGAACUUAGAGAAGCUGGUUUGUUAACAUUCAAUACUUUGUGCCGUGGGCAGGUGAGAUUCAAGUUUCAUAAUGUAAUCUACGAUCUGGUUUGCAAAACAAUAAAUUCGUCUCGCAUAGUUUCCAGCACUGCUCUUCCUUUAUCAUUAAUUAAUCUGAAUGACAAGUGUACUUCUGCCUAUAGCAUUUUGCUAAACAAGGGAUGGCCAUUGUUAUUGGACAAGUGAUGCCGUUGCCACCUAUAAGCCCUGUUUGGUUGGAUGAACUUUAUGGGAGACAGGAGGAAAGGACACUUCUUUCUUGUUCAUGGGACAUUUGGUUGGCAGACUUGGAAACAACAGUUCAACCCUUGGGAGACCCUUUUGCAGCAGUUGAGAGAGAUAUUCUUCAUCCCACAUCAGGUGGCCGAAAUAGCCUUACUGGGAAGGCUUGACAUUGUCACUGACAAAAAUACCCACAAAAGACAUGGCAUGAAAUUAGUUGAACAGCACAGAAACACAAACCCGCACAAAUAGCUUCGGUUAGCAUCUCAUGUUCAUCGGCAGAGUUUGAAUCGACAAAUUUCUAGCCGAAAUCUGCAAAUUUUGAAGAGUGAAAAAUCAAUCAAAUCAUAUGAAGUGGUUGUUUUUUAAAAAAAAAAAUUGGGAAUACCAAGAGAGAAAAAUAUAGAACAAGUUGGCCCUCCGAUAUCCCUUCUACUGUCGAUGAGAUCUCCGUCUUCUCCAUUAAGACCCCUCGUUGCAGAUCCUAAUCUGGUUGAGUUUUAGCUUUUUAUGUAUAAGGAGAAAAAAAGCAUGUAUCUUGCUGUGGUGAAGUGGGUUAAAAGAUGAUAACUGGACAUGUUAUAACAUCCAGAAACUUCGUACUUCUCGUCGGCACUAAUUAAGCAUGUGUCCUUUCCUUUCUUUCUAUGCAAAUCAAACGUUUUUUCUCACA